AUGGGUCAUUCUGAGAUAGUUGAGCAUUUGCUAGACUUUGGAGCAGAGAUCAACCACGAAGAUGCUGAUUGUCGAACAGCACUGUCUGUAGCAGCUCUCUGUGUCCCUGCAAAUGAAGGAUAUGUGAAGGUAGUAAAUAUCCUCCUUGAACGUGGAGAUGCUGUGGACCACCAGGACAAAGAUGGAAUGACCCCACUGCUUGUUGCUGCCUUUGAAGGUCACAGGGAUGUUUGUGAAUUACUUCUGGAGUACGAGGCUGAUGUUGACCACGCAGAUCGAGCAGGUCGCACUCCACUGUGGGCUGCGUCAUCGAUGGGGCAUUCAUCGGUAGUGGAGCUGCUUCUGUUCUGGGGCUGUUAUGUUGAUAGCAUUGAUCCCGAAGGGCGUACUGUGCUGAGUGUUGCUGCUGCACAAGGUGGCACCGAUGUUGUCCGGCAGCUGCUCGACAGGGGGUUAGAUGAACAGCAUCGAGAUAAUUCUGGAUGGACUCCAUUGCAUUAUGCAGCAUUUGAAGGUCAUAAGGAUGUGUGUGAAGCUCUCCUGGAGGCAGGAGCGAGGGUGGAUGAAGCGGACAAUGAUGGGAAAGGCCCGCUGCUGCUGGCCGCCCAGGAAGGGCACUCGCUACUAGUGGCGAUGCUGCUUUCAGAGCAUGCUGCCCCUCCUGACCAGCGUGCACACGAUGGGAAAACUGCCCUCAGGUUAGCAGCAGUGGAAGGUCACAGUGAUGUUGUGAUUAGCCUUCUGGCCCACGGUGCUGAUGUUAAUGUAUUAGAUGCAGACGGACGGAGCACUCUCUAUGUUCUUGCUCUGGAGAACAGAUUGGCCAUGGCAAGGCUGUUAUUAGAGGAGGGGAAUGCAGAUGUUGAAACAAGAGAUUCUGAGGGUCGUACUCCGUUGCACGUAAGUGCAUGGCAGGGACAUGCAGAAAUGGUGGCACUACUGCUGACUGUUGGAGGUGCAGACGUUGAUGCCACAGACAAUGAGAACACGAGAAAUGAAUAUGGCCUCCAUGUUGCUGUAAACAAUGUUUUUGACUUUUUAGGCGUUUAUAGUACGUGCUUUUCAAAUCGUUCUGCUUGA
This is a messenger RNA of Schistocerca cancellata (South American locust), 1080 nucleotides long. RefSeq names its product ankyrin repeat domain-containing protein 50-like. The transcript has a single exon. Gene Ontology annotation, molecular function: protein binding. NCBI's taxonomy places the organism in Eukaryota, Metazoa, Arthropoda, Insecta, Orthoptera, Acrididae. The record is from RefSeq and is a predicted model, not a curated record. Bases 1 to 1080 code for a protein of 359 amino acids.